Messenger RNA from Sciurus carolinensis (gray squirrel), 1248 nucleotides. Its product is annotated as serine protease 40-like. Bases 1 to 1248 code for a protein of 415 amino acids. The record is from RefSeq and is a predicted model, not a curated record. NCBI's taxonomy places the organism in Eukaryota, Metazoa, Chordata, Mammalia, Rodentia, Sciuridae. Gene Ontology annotation, biological process: proteolysis. The transcript has 6 exons. Gene Ontology annotation, molecular function: serine-type endopeptidase activity.
AUGCAGAUGCAAACUGACCAGAUGGCGGGUGCCGGGCCCAAACAAUCAGGCCUAGGCAGGCAGGGGCCCUGGGUGCUGGCUGCCCUCCUGUUCUGCUUGUGCCUCCAGCCACUGCACGCCCAGAACACCGUGCCCAACCUAACAGAGAUAUGUGGCAGGACCAGAUUUACAGGGAAGAUCUUUGGUGGUCAGAAUGCAGAACCUCAACAGUGGCCAUGGCAGGCCAGUCUAUUUCUCAAUGGCACAUAUACCUGUGGAGCUGUCCUCAUUGACAGCAACUGGGUGGCCUCUGCAGCCCACUGCUUCCAAAGGCUUUGCUCUGGGAUAGCCGGCUGCCAUCAGGUGUCCCUGUGCUGUUGCCCCGCCUUUGGCAAUGGUGCCGUGCAGCUGGAACGCCACCCCUGCUUGUCUGUGGGCAUCUUCCAGGCAGAGGCCUCAGACUUCAUCUCACACCCUAAGGCUGCUCUGCACUCCCCCACCCCCCCAUUUUGGUCCUACAACCCAGAUGACUACCAGAUCCUGCUAGGAUACAACCGGCUGAGGGACCCCAGUAACUACAGCAUGCAGAUGACAGUGGGCAAGCUCAUUGUCCACCCAGACUUCGACAAGCAACAUUUCUUAGCGAACGACAUCUGCUUGAUGCAGCUGCACAUGCCUGUGAAGUUCAACCCUCACAUCCUACCCGCCUGUCUCCCGAGGAGCUCCACAAAGCCGGACCCUAAGAUUUCCUGCUGGAUAAGUGGCUGGGGGAUGACAGUCGAGGAAGCUGAGCAUACAGAAUUACUGCCACCUGACAAACCACUUCAGGAGGCAAAGGUCAGUCUCUUAGACAGUGAGGACUGUAACGCCUAUUAUAGAUAUCCAGAUCCCAACACAACUGACCCAAGACCUGUUGGUGUAUUCGAGGACAUGGUGUGUGCCAGGGACCACAUGAAUGGAUCAUCCAUCUGCCGAGGAGAUUCUGGGGGUCCCCUGGUCUGCCCCGUGGAAGGUGUUUGGUACCUGUUUGGACUGAGCAGCUGGAGUACAGAAUGUCACUCUCCCAUUGGUCCCAGUGUCUUCACCAAUCUCAGCUACUUUGCUGACUGGAUCAAGUACCACAAGCAGGAGGCUUCUACCCCCAGCACCACCAUGGCCCCACCUACACAAAAGCAUCCUGCUCUGAGCCCUGUUCUGAAGCCCGGGAUGAUUGCGCUGCUGUCUUCUCAGUUCCUCCUGCUAUGGCUGAUUUCGUUCAAUGCUCGGUGA